UAAAAGUGCCUAAUUUCAGACUAUUCAGGUAAAAGCAUAAAUAAGACUCGUGUCUCGUGUCUCGUGUAUGAACAAUUCAACAAUUAUAUCAGUCGUAUGAUCUGCUUUCGAAAAACGGAUUUGUGUUGAUAUCUGUGUACGUAAUUUAUAAAUAAUUAAUAUUUAUUCUUCGCGAUUGUGUUUAUACUGAAAAUGGCAGGCAUGAUAAACAGGUUAUGUUUGGCUCUUCAAAGAUUUGAACAGACAAUUCUUCAAACAAUUUUUGGCCGUGGCUUUCCUCCAGAAUUAUGUGCAAUUGAUUGCAACAGUUUCCUGAAUGAACCAAAACCAGCUAACCAUUUUGGUAGUCGAUCUUUAGAAGAAAUUUUCAAGAAUGGAAUUCUGUGGGCUGUUCCAAAAAAGCGGCGUACUCUAGAAAAGAGAUUCGGCAGAAGAUUUGGAGUUGAGAAAUAUUGUUGGAAGCCACCUGUUCCAAAAACUAAUUUAAUAAUGUGUGCAAAUUGUGGUCAUGAUUACGAAGCCGGCCGUUUAUGUGGACACUGUUACGAAAAAGUGAAGAUUGAAACCAAAGAAAUCAGAGAUGCCAUAAUAAAAGAAUUAGGUUUAAGUCCGGUAGAAGAAAAUGUAAUUGUGUUAUAUGAUGGAGAAAAAGAUGAUAAAUCACAUGAAUUUUGGAAGAACCAAAGAGUGAUUGAGAUGCCAAAGAAAAGACCUUCGUGGUUUCAUCGAAACUUACUUGAGCCUACAACACAGGAGCCGUCAGAUAAAAAGGAUGUUAAACCUACAAAUCUUGCCUAAGGUUCUGCAAGGUCCUUUUUAAUCUAGUUUGCUGUCCGAGUAAGGCAUCUUUAGCUUGGAACAAGCGAAUUUCAACCUGUUUCAUUUGUUCCAAUGAAUCUGUAUCGGAAUCUUCUGGAUAUGUAAAACCAAUUUUUUGUAAAUUCAAUUCCGAGUUAUUCUGUAACUCCACCAUCUGCAUGAAAUGACGAACAUUGCAUAAAAUAUAUUAAUCGA
This is a messenger RNA of Cataglyphis hispanica, 1014 nucleotides long. RefSeq names its product 39S ribosomal protein L32, mitochondrial (gene mRpL32). Gene Ontology annotation, molecular function: structural constituent of ribosome. Bases 193 to 798 code for a protein of 201 amino acids. The transcript is spliced from 5 exons. Lineage: Eukaryota; Metazoa; Arthropoda; Insecta; Hymenoptera; Formicidae. Gene Ontology annotation, cellular component: mitochondrial large ribosomal subunit. The record is from RefSeq and is a predicted model, not a curated record. Gene Ontology annotation, biological process: translation.